Molecule: messenger RNA, 849 nt
Organism: Paraphaeosphaeria sporulosa
Lineage: Eukaryota; Fungi; Ascomycota; Dothideomycetes; Pleosporales; Didymosphaeriaceae
Exons: 4
Coding region: 1-849 (282 amino acids)
Biological process (GO): mycotoxin biosynthetic process
Source: RefSeq, a predicted model, not a curated record
AUGGCGGACCAAAAGUAUACCCAGCUUCGAAGCGAAGAGUAUGGUGAAGAGACCGUAUCCUACGGACACCUCAACAACAAAGGCUGGAGCGGCGCGUUGAACAUUCGGUGUCUGACAAUUAACAUGAUCUUGUUCACUUCCGGAGUGUUUGUCGGAAUAUUACUUGGCCAUGCACGCCCGCAGGGCGCUAGUGAACAGCUCACGCAGUAUUCCAUGGUGCCUUCACCGGCAUUUGAGGCCAUAUCUUCGCAGCCAUUGAUUCUAACACAUCACGAACUUGAGGGGCAUGGCUAUACGAGCCCAUACCAAGGAUUUCCAACUGAAGAGACGACAGAACGGUGGAUGGAUCUCAUGGAUGGAUACUCCAUACGCGUUCCGUCAACGUCUCUAGAUGCUUUAAAUCUUGAAAGCAUCCCCCUCAAUGACGGCUCUGGCGACGUAUGGGUCUCGAUGAAUGUGUAUCACCAUCUCCACUGUUUGGAUUCCAUCAGACACCAGAUCGCGGGAGUGCGCUGCUCGAACCCCGAUGGUUCGACUGCAAACCAUACGGAUCACUAUGGUAUGGACGAAGAGCACUAUUUCCCGCCACAUAUAGAUCACUGCAUUGAGACUCUUCGAAAGAGACUCAUUUGCCAGCCUGACCUCGGUGUCAGGGCUAUUGCCUGGAACCCUGACAAGCCUGGUGUUGCAUUCGCAAACAACACUGUAGAUUCGGCGUGCGUCAACUGGGUUGCUGUUCAAGAUUGGACGAAGAAACAUUCCUUUUCAGAGGAGGAAAAGUUGAUUACUACGCCCGAUGGGCAUACCUACAUUGGCCCGCGAACACCACCUGCUCGGUGCGGAGAAUAA